Messenger RNA from Drosophila suzukii, 1742 nucleotides. RefSeq names its product Vajk1 (gene Vajk1). NCBI's taxonomy places the organism in Eukaryota, Metazoa, Arthropoda, Insecta, Diptera, Drosophilidae. The record is from RefSeq and is a predicted model, not a curated record.
GCUGCGUUGACUUCGCGCCUCCAAAAUCCAGCGACCCACCAGCCGGCGGACCACCGAAGCCAAAGUAGACAGGCAACCGCACAGUAACAACAACAAACACACCAGUUAGUAUGGCGUACCGCUCACCAUUCGCUGCGCCGCAUGUGUUUUGGGCCAUUGCGAUUAUUAUUGGUGUUGCCGAUGCUUUUGGCUCUUCGGCUUAACUUGCUUCGUGCAUCCAUUCAUUCGGCGGACCGGAGUAGAGUGGCUUUGCUUUCGAUUGGGAACUAUAAAAGUGCGAGCAGGCGCUGCAGUAGGCAUCAUUAAACCGUUAACCGUCGAACAGUCUACAGCCUAGAGUCGUACGGAACACGUGGACUAGUGAUCAAUAGACACCCCUCGAUUAAAAACGGGAUCAGUUCUCGCCCAGUUCUCGAACCGCGUGCCACACCACCUGGGAAAACGGAUUUCCAUUCCCAUCCAUCGAAGGAUAAACGCAGCACCAUGAAGUUGAUGCGCACAGCGACUUCGCUGGCUUUGGUCCUGCUCCUGGCCACCAGCUACGUCCGGGCCGAGGACGAAAAGGCAGCCGCUCCCGCCGAGGAGAAGAAGGCUGAGCCGGAGGCCAAGGCUGCCGAGGCGGCGGCCAGCGAGGACACCACCAAGUCGAAGCGAGGACUGCACCACUACGAGGACUACCACCACCACCAUCACCACGUGCCCCACUUCCCGGUGCACGAGGAGAAGACCCUGACGGUGAUCAAGAAGGUGCCCGUGCCCGUGCCCAUCGAGAAGAUCGUGCACGUGCCGGUGGAGAAGCACAUCCAUGUGCCCGUUAAGGUCAAGGUGCCCAAGCCCUACCCGGUGAUCAAGCACAUUCCCUACGAGGUUAAGGAGAUCGUGAAGGUGCCCUACGAGGUGCCAGCUCCCUAUCCCGUGGAGAAGCAGGUCCAUGUGCCCGUCCAUGUGCACUACGAUCGCCCUGUGCCCGUUAAGGUUCAUGUGCCCGCUCCUUACCCAGUCGAAAAGAAGGUCCAUGUGCCCGUGAAGGUCCAUGUGCCCGCUCCCUAUCCCGUCGAAAAGAUCGUCCAUUACAAUGUGGAGAAGCACGUGCAUGUUGACAAGCCAUACCCCGUCGAAAAGGUGGUCCACUACCCCGUGAAGGUGCCCGUCGACAAGCCAGUGCCCCAUUACAUCGACAAACCAGUGCCCCACUAUGUCGACAAACCAGUGCCAGUGCCCGUGAUCAAGAAGGUGCCAGUGCCCGUCCAUGUGCCCUAUGAUCGCCCCGUGCCCGUCCAUGUUGAGAAGCCAGUGCCCUAUGAGGUCAAGGUCCAUGUGCCCGCCCCCUACCCGGUGAUCAAGGAAGUGCCCGUGAAGGUCGAGAAACACGUUCCCUACCCGGUCAAGAUCCCCGUUGAGAAGCCCGUCCAUGUCCACAUCGAGAAGCACGUGCCGGAGUACCAUGAGAAGCAUGUCACCUACAAGGAGCCGGAGUUCCACCACAAGCACAUCGAGGAGGACCACCACCACGCCCCCAUCCAUCACCAUUCGCAUCCCAUCGUGGAGCAUGAGCACGAGGUGGAGCAUGAUUUUGCCUCUCAUGAUUAUCAUUCAUAUCACGGCUACUAAACUGGUGAAUCGCACUCUUCUCUCUUUCUCUCCCCUUCUUUCGCUUUUCUUUACAGCAUUGAGAAUGAACUGGUAUGGCAAGCAAAGACUCUUCCAUUUCCACAAUUUCCCAAAUCAAGUUGAAAAAAAAA